This is a messenger RNA of Bufo bufo (common toad), 1913 nucleotides long. RefSeq names its product protein QNR-71-like. Gene Ontology annotation, molecular function: integrin binding. Lineage: Eukaryota; Metazoa; Chordata; Amphibia; Anura; Bufonidae. The transcript has 11 exons. The record is from RefSeq and is a predicted model, not a curated record. The coding region runs from base 62 to 1807 and encodes 581 amino acids. Gene Ontology annotation, biological process: cell adhesion.
UUGUUGAGCCCAGUUUAAAUGCUGGUGCACAGGUCCCUGCCCAGCUCAUUCCCCUUCCAGGAUGUUGCCAGUAGUAGUGGAAGGUCUGGUGGUGCUCUGCCUGGUCUCCAGCAUUCAGGCAGGAAAACGGUUUCAGGAUGUAAUGGAGUUUGGAAGGAAAUCUGGCUCUAGAGGUCCCGGCAACCACAUAAAUGGCUGGUCUCCUGAUACCAACUCGUGGAAUGAGAAACUGUACCCUGCCUGGAAGUCUGGGGAUACAAGAUGGGAAAACUGCUGGAAAGGUGGCAAGGUUGUGGCAUUGUUGACCAGUGACAGUCCUGCGCUGAUAGGGUCAAACAUCACUUUUGCUGUCAACCUGCAGUUUCCCAGAUGUCAGAAGGAAAAUGAAGAUGGAGACAUUGUCUAUAAAAGAGGGUGUGGAAAUGUUUCCUCCAGCUUCCCAGACCAAUAUGUGUAUAACUGGACCAAGUGGAUAGAUUUCUGUAACGAAGGAAACUGCAGCUUUGCUAACAGCUUUCCAGAUGGCAGACCAUUUCCACAUCACCCUCGAUGGAGACGACACAACUUCAUUUACAUUUUCUCCACUCAAGGCCAAUAUUAUGGAACGAUUGGGAGAUCGUCUACUACUCUGUCCAUUAAUACUACAAACAUCACUGCUGGAACGCAAAUGAUAGAGGUCAAGGUUUUUAGAAGAGGUUCUCAUAACCACUACCCAGUUGCUACAGCAAGCAGCAUUUAUGUUGUAACUGAUCAAAUUCCAUUUUAUGUCAACCUUACACAGAAGAAUGACAAGAAUUCCUCAGACAGCAUCUUUAUUAAAGAUUCACCAAUCAAAUUUGACAUCCACAUCCAUGAUCCAAGCAAUUAUCUCAAGAAUUCUGAAUUGACAUUUGAUUGGGACUAUGGUGAUGGGAAUGGGUCAUCUGUUUCCAAUAACCCUGUCUCUAGUCAUAUUUAUACCAUGCUUGGAAGCUUUAGGGCUAACUUGACCAUCAAAGCUGCCAUUCCUGGUCCAUGUAAACCUGUUACACCCACUCCAAUCCCUACACAACCUCUACCAACCACCACCAGUACUUUCACCACUCCCAAUUCUACAGAUAACUCAACAGAACUACCACCGUUUGAAACUGAAACUUUACCACUGACAACUGAAAUGCCAAACGUUACCACGGUUUAUACAACCAUUCCAUACACCACUUCUACUCCUGGUUGCUUCAUAUAUAGAUAUGGUUAUUACAGCACUAAGAUUACAGUUGUAGAUGGUAUCCUUCAGGUGAACAUUGUUGAAAUGACUAGUGUUCAAGUACCCACAUCUCAGACUGAAGGCUCUCUUGUUGACUUUGUGGUGACUUGCGAAGGAAGUCUGCCUACAGAUGCCUGCACGGUAGUCUCGGAUGCUAGUUGCAUGAUUCCCCAGGACAUGGUUUGUGAUGAAGUUCCAUCUUCUGAUCAAUGCUUGCUGAUCCUAAGAAGAGCAUUUGAGCCAGGAUCUUACUGUGUAAAUAUCACACUAAGUGAUGGUGCAAGUUUGGCUCUUGCUAGUACGCUGGUGUCUAUAGAUGGUGGUUCUAAAACCCAACAGACUGUUUCCGCAGUACUUGUUCCCCUCGCUUUGGUUGCACUUGUUGCUGUGGUGAUUGGUAUCACCCUUUACAGGAAAUACAAGGAAUACAAACCAAUUGCAAAUGCUUCAGCUGGAAGAAAUGAUCAAGGCAUCAUUGUGUACUUCAGUCAGAUCAAAGAUGUUCUCUUCAAAAAAAGCAACGAGCGUGAUCCUCUUCUGAAAAGCAAAGCUGCAAUAAUAUAAGAUUCUUAAAACUCUGUCUGCCAUAUCUUGGUAUGCUGCUGCUUGGUCCUUCAUCUAAGUCAUAAAGCUGUAGUAGAAAUACUUGUUAAUAAAGUGUUUCCUUUAA